Daldinia loculata is the source of this 581-nucleotide messenger RNA. RefSeq lists its product as uncharacterized. NCBI's taxonomy places the organism in Eukaryota, Fungi, Ascomycota, Sordariomycetes, Xylariales, Hypoxylaceae. Gene Ontology annotation, biological process: mitochondrial respiratory chain complex IV assembly. The record is from RefSeq and is a predicted model, not a curated record. Gene Ontology annotation, cellular component: mitochondrial intermembrane space. The transcript has 4 exons. Bases 128 to 361 code for a protein of 77 amino acids.
UUAUACCGCCCUCUAGCGCAAUUUAGUUCUUUAAUUCGCAACGCCGAACUACGCUACUUAACACUAUAAAAAGAUAUUUUAACGACGGCCUUAGAUUUGCCCCAUACGGAAUAAAGCGUUGUAAAUAAUGUCCAAAGACGAAAGCACAAGCCAGCAGACCACUGCUGCUCAAGACGACGACGAGCCGGAUGAAUGGGAUAAGAGGAUAUUUAGUACGGGAUGUGCAGAUGAGAAUGCAAAGUUGACCGACUGCUACUAUGAAAAGAAGGACUGGCGAGCUUGUAAAAAGGAGAUGGAGAUUUUCAAGGCUUGCUGGAAGAAACAUAAUAACGAUCAGAGGACAUCGAUGAAAGAUGUAUGACUGCUCAAGUCAAGUUUACUGAGCUACUGUCUAAAUCAAGAGGAAGCAAACACUAUUUGUAGGAAUACGAGGGAAAGGUUAGAUUAUUUGAGGCAUUAAUAUUAUACUAAUCCCGCUCCUAGAGUCAUAAAUCUGGUUGAUGUUGUAUAAGAAUUAUAAUGCUGGUUGCGCUGUUUUUACUAGGUCAUAGGCUAAAGGCGCUAUUAAGAUCAAUAAAUUA